AUGGCUGGAAAAAGUACAAGAGGACGUCGGCCAAUCCAGAUGAGGCUGAUUGAAGGUGAGGGCCAUAAGCUCAUCACAUUCUCCAAACGUAGAUCAGGUAUCUACAAAAAAGCAAGCGAGCUUGUAACCCUUUGUGGUUCGGAGGUGGGAGUAACAAUAUUCUCUCCCACCGGAAAACCGUACUCUUUCGCCCAUCCAUCUAUCGACUUGAUUGGAAACCGAUUCCUCAAUCAAAACCAUCCACAAAAUGAUGGUGUUGAUACCGUGGUGGAGUCCUAUCGUCGACUCCGGAUUAAUGAGCUCAACCAACAACAGGAUGAGCUCGUUGAUCAAGUCAAAUCUGACAAGGCGCGAGAAAAAAUGCUGAAGCGAGUGACAGAAGGACGGGAUGGCCAGGGGUGGUGGGAAGCUCCAAUUGAAGAGCUCAACUUGGAAGAGCUUAAGCAAUUGAAGUCGCAAAUGUUGGAGCUCCAGCGGAACUUGUGGAGUUCCAUUAAUCAAAUGAGUCAGGGAGCUACAUCCAACCAAGGAGAAAGUUCAAAUCGGAGAAACAAUACUAGCGGACAAGCUUGA
Rhodamnia argentea is the source of this 573-nucleotide messenger RNA. RefSeq names its product agamous-like MADS-box protein AGL62. The record is from RefSeq and is a predicted model, not a curated record. Gene Ontology annotation, molecular function: DNA-binding transcription factor activity, RNA polymerase II-specific; protein dimerization activity; RNA polymerase II cis-regulatory region sequence-specific DNA binding. Lineage: Eukaryota; Viridiplantae; Streptophyta; Magnoliopsida; Myrtales; Myrtaceae. Bases 1 to 573 code for a protein of 190 amino acids. Gene Ontology annotation, biological process: regulation of transcription by RNA polymerase II. The transcript has a single exon.